CAUUUGAGUCACUUGAGUUUUUCAGCUUAUUAAGGCGGGAAAGAGGUAGAACUUAUUCAGUAGUAUAACAUUUAUGGGGACAGUCAUACACAUUACAAGAAAGAAAGAUACAAGAUCAAACGAUUCAUCAGAUCAAACUUCAGAAGAUAAAGACACACAGAAUACAGUAACUUUUAAAAGAAAAAGACUGGAUAGUGGUGAAGAAAGUUCUCAAUCUUCCGAUGAAUCCUUAUCUCCUGAAGUUAAAUAUAAUGGUCCUCCUGUAAGAUAUAAACUUUGUUAUAAAAACGGACAUUCUGAGAUUGUUAAAGAUCUUUGCAUAUUACAAGAUGAAUCCAAAUCUAACUAAGUGUUCUGACAAUGAAAUAUAUAAAUUAUUAAUGUCUAAUAUAGAAAGUAAAAUACCUAUAAUCAAAUUACAUAGGAUUUCAGUUAAUGAAUUAUUAAAAUAUAACCAAGAUGAAAGUGAAAAUUCUUCUGACUCUGAGAAAUUAUUUGUGUCUAAAAAUUCAUUAUCGAAGAGUACGUCCAUCAAGAAAUCAAAGAAUUCAUUAAAAAUUAAAUUGAGACGUUCUACAGAACACAGCAAUUAUAAAAUUGAUAAUGAGAGUAGAAGAAUUUUAUCUAGUAGAACAAAAAAUAUAAAAGAAAACAAUGAUCCAAUAGAAUCACCACGUAGAACGGAAAGAAUUCGUAAUCAACCUAAAAGAUUUAGUGAAUAUGAAUGGCAUAUGUCUCCUACUUUAAAUUCUUUAAGAUCUAGAAAAACUAUUAAUUAUAAUGAAAAGUUUAUGUAUAGUAACACAAUUAAAAAACAUAAUAAACAUACAUUCUCAAAGAAUAUUGAAGAUAGUAAUGAUAAAAAACAUAGAAUAACACAAAAACGAUUAUCGAAAGUAUCAAAUAAUAACGAAGAAAAUAGAAAAUGCGUUGAUGAUAUUCAGUUCCAUAAUAUUGUAGAAACACCUAAGAAAGCAGUCAAACGUAUUUCUCGUACAACAUUUAUAAAUCUAACAGAUGAAAACUUAGAUGACAGUGAAGAUGCUUUAUUAUUGACAAAAAAAAAUAGACAAUCUGCUAGAAAUAUAUUAGAAAAUGAAAAAAGUAAAGAUGAUAAGCAUGAAGAAAUUGAUGAUUUAUGCGAUGGCAUUAUGGCAAUGUCAAAGAAUCUUCUAACACCAAAAAAGAAAAAUAAUAGACAGGAGCAGGAAGAACCUAAAAAUAUGAAAAACAAUAUAAGGACACCUAAAUCAUCUGUUUCGAUAAAAUAUAAUAAUUUGACACCAUUCAUGGAAAAAAGAGCUUCAUUAUUAGUAAAACCAUCAACACCUUUGCAACAGAGUAGAUCUAAACUACAUGUGAGUGUUGUACCGAAGUCACUACCUUGCAGAGAAGAGGAAUUUAAUAAUAUCUUCACGUUUUUAGAAGGAAAAUUAAUGGAUAAAUGUGGAGGAUGCAUUUACAUAAGUGGAGUGCCUGGAACAGGUAAAACUGCCACUGUAAAUGAAGUAAUACGUUGUUUAAAAAAAUCAGUGGCAAAGGGAAAACUGGAUGAUUUUGAUUUUUUUGAAAUUAAUGGUAUGAAGUUAACAGAACCAAGACAAGCUUAUGUGCAAAUUUGGAGGCAGAUGGGUGGUAACACUUGUACAUGGGAGAAAGCAUAUCGUGAACUUGAAAAGAAAUUUAUUGGUAAAAAUUCUAAAAGAUCAAUGACUUUGUUACUUGUGGAUGAGCUUGAUCUUUUGUGCACGAAACGACAAGAUGUAGUAUAUAAUUUAUUAGAUUGGCCUACAAAAACAAAUGCACAAUUAGUAGUUAUUACCAUAGCUAAUACUAUGGAUUUGCCUGAAAGAGUAUUUAUGGGUCGUGUUACUUCACGAUUAGGUCUCACACGAUUAACGUUUCAACCGUAUAAUCAUAAACAAUUACAAGAAAUAGUAUUAACUAGACUUAAGGAUUCAGAUGCAUUUAGAAGUGAAGCCAUACAAUUAGUUGCACGGAAAGUAUCUGCUGUUUCUGGAGAUGCUCGCAGAGCUUUAGAUAUAUGUCGACGUGCUACUGAAAUUGCAGAACUCCAUGAAAGAGAAAAAGUUAUUAUGGAAGAUGUAAAUGAAGCUCUAUCAGAAAUGAUAGAAAGCUCUAAAGUUCAAGCAAUAAAACAUUGUUCACAAAUGGAGCAAAUGUUCUUGCAAGCCGUAUCUGCGGAAGUAACUCGAACUGGUAUUGAAGAAGCAUGUUUUAAAAGUGUAUAUAAUCAACUUCGUUCCAUGUGCUGUUUCGAAGGUAUCAAGAUACCUACAUUAACAGAAAUAUUAGCCAUAUGUGGUAGAUUGGAAGCUAGUAGAUUAUUAAUAUGUGACAGUGUACGGAUGGAUAUACAUCAAAGAAUUUUAUUAAAUGUAUCAGCGGAUGAUAUUCAUUUUGCAUUACAACCAAUUGAUUUUAAUUAAAAAACUUGUGCUUGACUUGUUUAGUUAUUUAAAUUCUUCAUGACUGUGAAUGUAAAAGUGCUGUUAUAUUGACAUGUGCCUUAUUUUUUAAUACAGUAAAUAUUUUGUAACUGUUUUGAACCUAUUUAUACAAGAUUUUAUAAAUAAGAUAAAUAAUAAUAAAUUACAAAUAAGAAA
Molecule: messenger RNA, 2627 nt
Organism: Vespula pensylvanica (western yellowjacket)
Lineage: Eukaryota; Metazoa; Arthropoda; Insecta; Hymenoptera; Vespidae
Gene: Orc1
Product: origin recognition complex subunit 1
Exons: 8
Coding region: 330-2450 (706 amino acids)
Biological process (GO): mitotic DNA replication checkpoint signaling; DNA replication initiation
Cellular component (GO): nuclear origin of replication recognition complex
Molecular function (GO): ATP hydrolysis activity; ATP binding; DNA replication origin binding
Source: RefSeq, a predicted model, not a curated record